Molecule: messenger RNA, 1682 nt
Organism: Colias croceus (clouded yellow)
Lineage: Eukaryota; Metazoa; Arthropoda; Insecta; Lepidoptera; Pieridae
Product: tRNA (cytosine(72)-C(5))-methyltransferase NSUN6
Exons: 7
Coding region: 380-1645 (421 amino acids)
Biological process (GO): RNA methylation
Molecular function (GO): methyltransferase activity; RNA binding
Source: RefSeq, a predicted model, not a curated record
GUUAAUUGUUUACACUUUUCAGAACUUCUGACAAAUUUUCGUCUUCUGAAUGUUCGAUCCUUGUGGUUCGAGCUUAAUAAAUUAUUUUAAGCUAUUGCAUAGCUUCUAUCGCGGGCCUUGAGCGCGGGGACCGAAUCAAGAAAUUCCGUAACGAAAAAAACCUCACACUCCCCACUCCGACGGGCGGAGGUGUGGCUUGAAGGAGUUGAAGCCUGAAGGCAUAGCAAUUACUAAUUAGCAUCACAGAGCAAGUAAUAUUAGCAUGCAAAUAGCUUUACCGCGGCAGACCCCGAGUGCCACACGUCGUUUUUUAUCCUAAAUUCUAAAGACUUCUAUAGAUCCUCACUUCAAUAGAUUUCAAUUUUGAAAUAAAUACAACAUGGUAAUGAAGCUGCUCAAUUCAAUUCAGAAUUGGCUUGAAAAAACUCCAAAUCAUACGUGCUUUCGCGUAAACAAACUUAAAGUUUUCGAUAUUCAAAAUCUACAAAGUAUAUUUGUUAACCAAAGUGAAGAAUUGAGCACAUCUACUUUACCUGAAUAUAACUUUUUAAAAAGCGAUUGUUUAAUAGUGAAGCCUUGGUCAGACAAUGUAGUUGUUAAGCAAGAUAAUUCUAAAGUGAUGGUGGAUGCAUCAUGUGGAGCUGCGGUCUUAAGAGGUUCUCACGUUUUUGCUCCCGGAGUACUUGGAUUACAAACAAGUUGUCAGCUCAAUGAUCUUGUGGAUAUUUAUGCAGAUCUUGAUGGAAAAUGCAAAAGGGGUUUAAAAAUAGAUUACAAUGGCAAGAAGGAAUAUGUUGGCACUGGGUACCUUAAAAAACUGCGCCGUGAUCUCUUUGAUGAAGGUAUCCAACCUAGUGGUAUCGGUAUACAAACGUUACUCCCCGCAUCCAAGUUGCCUGUUAUAAAUGAAUCACUGUUUCCACAAGGACAGGUACUCUUACAAAACCUGCCGUCGAUUGUCUGCGGGUGGGUUGUAAAUGCGAAGCCCAAUGAGCGCAUACUAGACAUGUGUGCGGCUCCAGGCAAUAAAACAACGCAUUUAGCUGAAAUGUCUGAUGAUAAGGCAAUAAUCACAGCAAUUGAUAAGACAGAGAAAAAGGUAGAUCUCAUAAAACAAAACUGUGAGAUUCAAGGUGUUACAUGCGUAAAUGCAUUCACAUUUGACUCUAGACAUUGUUAUUCAGAAACUGCAAGUGAAGAUAGAGAAGGGCCUCCAUUUCCCGCCAAUACUUUUGACAAAGUUCUGUUAGAUGCUCCUUGUAGUGGGCUGGGUCAACGACCUAGAUUAAUCAAUAAUAUGACACCAAAAAUGUUGCAGUCUUACAAAUUUAUACAAAGGAAGUUGCUAGCAGCGGCGGUCAAAGUUUUAAAAUCUGGCGGAAAAUUAGUAUACAGUACAUGUACAGUGACAUUAGAAGAAAAUGAGGAAAUGGUGAAAUGGGCUCUAGACAAGUUUCCAUGCUUGCGGUUAGUGCCAGCAGAUCCACUGUGCGGUGGCCCUGGAUUACCAGAUUGUGGUCUAAACGAUAAUGAAAGGCUAAUGGUGCAACGAUUUGGUCCUGAAGAAGAUCCGUUAAGACCGGUCGACGAUAUAUACAGAAAUUCAAUUGGUUUCUUCAUAGCGGCUUUUACAAAAAUCGAAUGAUGUAAAAUUGUAAAGGUAAUUAAUAUACAUAUUAUGU